Euleptes europaea (tarantolino) is the source of this 1599-nucleotide messenger RNA. RefSeq names its product beta-1,4-N-acetyl-galactosaminyltransferase 1 (gene B4GALNT1). The coding region runs from base 1 to 1599 and encodes 532 amino acids. Gene Ontology annotation, cellular component: Golgi membrane. Gene Ontology annotation, biological process: ganglioside biosynthetic process. NCBI's taxonomy places the organism in Eukaryota, Metazoa, Chordata, Lepidosauria, Squamata, Sphaerodactylidae. The record is from RefSeq and is a predicted model, not a curated record. The transcript is spliced from 10 exons. Gene Ontology annotation, molecular function: hexosyltransferase activity.
AUGCUUUUGGUCCAAAAGUCCUUCUGUGUGCUGCUGGUGCUGAUGGCAUUUGUGGGUUUCCUCUAUCUCCAUGUGUGGUCACCAAAGCCCUACAGCACGGUGGACCUGCGCAGUCGGCCUGACCAAGUGCCCAGCCAGCUGCUGAAGGACCGCCUGCUACUGCCCGACAAGAAAUAUGCGCACAUUGCCUUCCGGAUCAAGGAGGAAAUCUUGGAGCUUCUUCCGAAAAACUCUUGCAAAUGCAUGGUGGAACCUAGCAUGAACCUUCCUUUCCAAAGACAGCUCUUUGGCCAGGUCUACUCACUGGAUUUUGCUACUGCCUUUAACCCCUCUGAACUACCCGACAUCCACAAUAAGCGGGAAAAGGAGUACAGCAGUUACCGGCGGAGGUCCCAUUCCCCAGCUGACCAACUCCUCAUAGUCCGAGCCAACUCUCCACUGGAGUACCCAGCCCAGGGGGUGGAAGUACGGCCUCUUCAGACCAUCCUCAUCCCAGGUCUGAGCUUGCAGGCAGAUGGCAGAGCAUUGUUUCGGGUCAACUUGUCGGCUACAAUGGGCACCUUUGAUGUGGCCGCUGAAGUGGAAGGGGUGAAGGUGGAAGGGGAAGGGGAAAUGCGCCUCACCCUCUCGGGACCCCGCCUGGACAACGUCAACCGGCAAAUGCAGUUUGUCACCUACACCAACACGCUCUUCCAUCCCAACACGGCGGACACAGUGCAGUUUUCUACCGAUGGGCACCAGGCGACUUUCAUCAUCCGCAUCCGCCAUGCGCCCACCCCUAGGCUCUACAACCCAGGAUCUCCCAGCAGAGGAACCGAAUACAACAUAAGUGCCCUGGUCACCAUCGCCACCAAGACCUUCCUGCGCUACGACAAGCUCCGAACGAUGAUUGACAGCGUCCGCAAGUUCUACCCCACGGUGACCAUCAUCAUCGCGGACGACAGCCAGAACCCCGAACAUGUGGAAGGGCCGCACGUCGAACAGUACUUCAUGCCCUUCGGCAAGGGCUGGUUUGCGGGCAGGAAUCUCGCCAUCUCCCAGGUGACCACCAAAUAUGUUCUUUGGGUAGACGACGAUUUCAUCUUCACGCCUCGCACCAAAGUGGAGAAGCUGGUUGACGUCCUUGAGAAGACGAGCCUGGAUCUAGUGGGUGGAGCCGUGCGAGAGAUCACCGGCUACACCACCACAUACCGGCAGCAGAUCAGCGUGCAGCCUGGCAAUGAAGACGGGGAUUGCCUGCGAACCCGGCAGGGCUACCACCACGUCAUCGAGGGCUUCCCGAGCUGCGUGGUCACCGACGGCGUGAUCAACUUUUUUCUGGCCCGAACAGACAAGGUGCUGCAGGUCGGCUUCGACCCCCGUCUCAGUCGCGUUGCCCACCUUGAGUUCUUCAUUGAUGGCUUGGGGGUGCUGCACGUGGGCUCCUGUUCCAACGUGGUGGUGGACCACGCCUCCAAGAUCAAGCUGCCCUGGCUGAAGACAGACAGCGAGAAGCAGUAUGCCAAAUUCCGCUACCCCAACUCGAGCGACAACAGCAUGGUCACAAAGCACAGCCUCUUCUACUUCAAGAACCGGCUCAAGUGCAUGACGGGCAACUAG